Manacus vitellinus (golden-collared manakin) is the source of this 2252-nucleotide messenger RNA. It is a transcript of the gene PDGFRL, whose product is annotated as platelet derived growth factor receptor like. The record is from RefSeq and is a predicted model, not a curated record. The coding region runs from base 1 to 1554 and encodes 517 amino acids. The transcript has 8 exons. Lineage: Eukaryota; Metazoa; Chordata; Aves; Passeriformes; Pipridae.
AUGAUAGCCUUGACAAUGAGAACCCCACUGCCAAGCAAGCUUAUUCUCCGCACUGUUUUUAGAGACAUUUGGGCCCGACGUGCACCUGCAGGGUCACCUGUGGCACCACCUGCACAGCCCUCGCUGCCCCGCUCCCCUCUGCCGAGCCAGCUACGGGCCCGGAGGCAGCCCAGAGCUUUGCCGCUGUGCAGAGCCACGCGUGCAGAGCCGCUGCGAGCACGAAGAGAGCUCGCGGCAUCGGCCCCCCGGGCAGCACAGCGCCGACGGCCCUUCCAGCAGCGGGACCCCCGUGGGAGCGCCGGCCCCCCCGGCCCCUCCGGCUCCUCCGCUUCCUCCCGGCCCCUCCCCGCCGAGGCGCCCGGGCCCCGGCCCCGGCGGCCCGCGCCCGCCCCUCAGCGCAGCGCCCCGGCCGCUCCCGCAUGCGGGUCCUGGUGCUCCUACAGCCUGCCGCUGCUGCUGCUGCUGCUGCUGCAGGAAGCGCUGCCACACGUUAUUGGACAGCCUGCGAAGAGUAAGCGUCCAAAAGAACACGGGGAAAACAAGGUUUUUAACAAAAAAGUAAAACCCAAAACUCCCAAAAUGAAGGAGAGAGAAUCUGCUGACUCCUCUUUGAAGUCCCAGUCCAUACUGACACAGGUGAUGGAUAAAGGUCGUAUCCAGAAAUUGGCUGCCACUUUAAGCCUGUCUGCAGGACAAAGCAUAGAACUGCGAUGUAAAGGGAGUAAUGUUACUUGGAACUACCCUUCAUAUUUAGACACCUUUAAAGACUCCAGACUCAGUAUAAAGCAGCUUGAAAGGUAUGGUCAGCUGAUCCUUGCAAACUCCACUGCAGCAGACACAGGUGAAUACAGCUGCUGGCUUCAGCUGUGCAAUGGUAACAAAUGUAGGAAGGAUGAGACUAAAACAGGCUCAACGUACAUCUUUUUCACAGACAAAGAGGAACUUUUUGUACCUACUCCCAGUUAUUUUGAGAUUGUCUACUUGAACCCAGAUAAACCUGCAGUCAUCCCAUGCCGUGUUACUACUCCUUCAGCAAAAGUAACUCUACACAGGGAAUUUCCAGCAGAAGAAAUUGAAACAGAUGGAACUGAUCUUAUUUAUGAUGCAAAAAAGGGUUUUGUCUACCAGCACCCUACUUCUGAUCAUAAGGGCAUUGUCUACUGCAAAGCAGAGUCACAGGGAGCACCUCAGAUUUCCAUCAAAUAUCACCUACUGUAUGUGGAAGUUCCCAAGGGCCCACCCUCAGCCACACUUGCGGUGUCAUCCAAUAGAGCUCAACUCGGUGACAGUGUUCAGGUGAUCUGCACAGUCCUUGGGGAGCCAGAUGUAGAUGUGAACUUCAGGUGGCAGUACCCAGGGCGAGAGUCUGAGAGGCCUGUGAUUAUCCAAAACUUCUGGAGAUUGAUAAACAGAGGAGCUGGACAUACUACAAGAAUCUCAAAGAGUGUUCUUCUUGUUGAGAAUUUUGAAGCCAAAGAUGCUGGAAACUACAUCUGUAUAGCUCAGAACCUACAAGGAGAAACAACAGUAGCUACUAAAGUUGAACUAAAUUGAUAGGAAAUACUUCUGGACCUGGACUGAACUGUAUGUUAUUUGACAUUAUAGCCAUUAAUUUUCUUUAUGAAUGUUUAAAUGAAGCUUUUCUCUCACUGUUUCUUUUUAUAUGUCAACGCAUUCCAUAUUCACUAGCUUGACAGGCCACAACAGAGUUCACUAUGCCCAGCAGUAGUUAGUUGUGAGUUAAUGAAACUACUAUGAAGCAUUGAAGUUUAAGCCUGAACACGCAUAGGGCAUGUUGUAUUUAGGAAUGGGUGCUCUUGGGCUUUCCUUUAUAAUAUGGGCUUUUCCCUCAGACUCUUGCAUAAGGUCAGCCUGCUGUGUGGUGCGUGCAAUUUUAAUAAUGAGAGUACUGUACAUGUUUAAAAGAACAGCAAAAAACAAGCAAAAAAAACCCUUGAUACAAAAUUAACCAAUAGCAGAUGUUUAUUUUGCAAGAAAAAUUAAAUUUCUGAACGUUAUAAAAACAUAAAUAUGUGUGUGUGUGCUCAUUUCAUAUAUGUGUAAAGACAUAAACGCACAAAAAUUUCACUCCUGGUAAAGUUAAAUAUCCUCUAGCACCUAGAUCAGUAUCUCAAGAGACCUGUAAGCAGUCAGGUGUGCUGUAUUUUCCUUAUGUUGUUGCAUUCUUACAACCUUAAAAUACGUAGCUUACUUAGUAGUUCACUCCUCAACAGAUGUACAGCAUUAUGCUU